CGGUAAUAAUCCACGGUUCGCCAAAAGGUAGUCGGGCCUUAACUUAGAGUAGUUACGACUUACGUCCAUCGGUCCGUGGAUGAUGCACAGUAAAAAACAGGACGGAGCAUCUAGCCCUCAACAGACGCCGGUGGCUCGGUGAUGGAAUUAUGGAACAAUGGCGCCGAGAUAUAUAUGGCUUGACGCCCACCAAACUUGAACUAUUAGUUACUUAAAGCAAACGGAAUCAAGGAAGUGAUCACUGAUACCCAAGUACAGCAGCAAACAUGGAUGAUCAAGUCAAAAAUUUGAAGAUAUGUAUCGCUGGCGCUGGAAUGGGCGGUCUCUCCAGCGCCCUGGCACUUGCAAGAGCUGGGUUCCAAAACAUUGAGGUUUACGAAUUGGCUUCGGACCUUGGCUUUGUUGGAGCUGGCAUCCAGCUUGCUCCCAAUCUUGCCCGCAUCCUAGACAGAUUCGGCGUCUGGGACCCCAUCGAGCAGGAGUCUACGGGAAUUAAGGAGACGAGCAUCCGGGACGGUGCGACCGAUAAUGAAUUGGCUCAUGUCAUGAUGCCCGACAUCAGGCAGAUCUAUGGCUUCCCGCAUGGAACUGGGCAUCGAUACUCUCUUGCAACAGGACUCUAUGAAGGUUGUAAGAAAUAUAAUGCCAUCAAGUUCAUUUUCCGGACUGGCAUCAGCUCCGUGGAGUCAUGGUCACCGAAGCCGGUCUUCACGGUGACUCCACGCGACGGAGAGCCAUACACGAUCGAGGCGGAUAUUCUUCUUGGUGCCGACGGCAUUAAGAGCGCCACUCGCACAUCGAUGCUCGCACAUCUCAAAGUCGACGCGGAGAUUGUCGAGACGGGACAGGCCGCCUAUCGAAUCGUGUUGGACCGGAAAGACAUGGAGCACGACCCCGAGCUGUUAGAACUGAUUAAUUCCGACGGGGUGACGCGGUGGAUCGGGGAGAAGCGGCAUAUCAUCGCAUAUCCGAUCCAAAGCAAGACCAUCUACAACCUCUCGACCGUGCAACCGGACAACAAUUUCGCGGAAGCGCCGUCAAUAACAUACACGACGAAAGGGUCGAAGGAAGUCAUGCUAAAGGUGUUCGAGGACUUUUGUCCCAAGGUCCAGAAGAUGCUGAACCUGGUCCCAGAAGGAGAGGUGUGCGAGUGGCGUCUGCGUGUGUACGCUCCCUUGCCAACCUGGGUAUGCGGUUCGGUUGCUCUCGUUGGCGAUUCAUGCCAUGCCACCCUUCCUCACCUAAAUCAAGGGGCUGCCCAAGCCAUCGAAGAUUCCGCCGUUCUAGGAGUCGUGCUCGGUCGGCUGCCCGACGUCCGUCCAGAGUCCAUUAACAAAGCAUUGCAGAUAUACGAAUCCGUCCGUAAGGAGCGGGCGGAGACGCUCGUAGCAAUCGCUGCGGCUUCUGGUCGCGCCCUACAUUUGGGAUCGGGGGCGGCAAAGGAAGAGAGGGACAAGCAAUUCGCGGCCCUCAAAGCUGCUGGUGGGAAGGGACCGGUGCCAGACAAAUGGGCGGAUCCUGAGGUCCAGAAAGAGAUUUAUGGACAUGAUUGUACGAAGGAGGCGGAGACGGCGUUUCAGGAGCAGUUUAACAAGCUGUGAGAUGCGCUGCCAUCUCACACAAUCGACAAGGGGUUUAGAUCUGGAGUAUUAGAAAGCAAUGCUUGCCUGGAUGCAGUACUUUGAUAUGCCAGCGGAGACGAAGCAUCAUGGCCUAAACUACCACGGAAGCCUUUCCAUAACGACCAAGUAGAAACCCUGGAUAGUUUUUGAGGUGUACAUCAGAAUUCAGAACACAUCAUAUCCAAACCUGA
Eremomyces bilateralis CBS 781.70 is the source of this 1813-nucleotide messenger RNA. RefSeq names its product putative monooxygenase. Gene Ontology annotation, molecular function: monooxygenase activity; FAD binding. Gene Ontology annotation, biological process: secondary metabolite biosynthetic process. NCBI's taxonomy places the organism in Eukaryota, Fungi, Ascomycota, Dothideomycetes, Eremomycetales, Eremomycetaceae. Bases 267 to 1601 code for a protein of 444 amino acids. The record is from RefSeq and is a predicted model, not a curated record. The transcript has 3 exons.